Molecule: messenger RNA, 461 nt
Organism: Camelus dromedarius (Arabian camel)
Lineage: Eukaryota; Metazoa; Chordata; Mammalia; Artiodactyla; Camelidae
Product: small ribosomal subunit protein eS24-like
Biological process (GO): translation
Cellular component (GO): ribosome
Molecular function (GO): structural constituent of ribosome
Source: RefSeq, a predicted model, not a curated record
AUGAACGACACAGUAACUAUCCGGACCAGGAAGUUCAUGACCAACCGACUUCAGCAGAAAUGAAUGGUCACUGAUGUCCCUCAUCCUGGAGAGGCAACAGGACUGAAGAUAGAGAUUUGGGAAAAGCCAGAUAAAAUGUACAAGACUACACUAGAUGUCAUCUUUGCGUUUGGAGCCAGAGCCAUUUUGGGGGGGAGCGAUGGUGUGAUUUACAAUUCCUUGGAUCAUGCAGAGAAAAACAAAUCCAAACAUAGACCUGCAAGACACGUCCUGGAUGAGAAGAAAAAGGCCUCAAGCAAACUGUGGGAGGAACACAAGCACAGAGAGAGCAAAGUCAGGGGGACUGCAAAGGCCGGUGCUGGUGCUGGCAAAAAGGUCGAGUAAAAAUUCUGCAGUGACUGUGCAGAUUUUUAAAGAGAAGAUUAAUAAACUGUAAAAACUUGAAAACACAGGAUCUAGUC